UUGUCCCAGUGUCUGGUUUGGCGGCGGAGGUGUUGGUGGGCUGUACAAGUCCGUGAGUGGAAGGCGCGCCGGCUCUUUUGUCUGAGUGUGACCCGCUGGCUCGGUCCCACGUCUCCCGGUGAUUUCCGCCGGGCAUUCCGCAGAAGCCGCAGCGGCCGCCCGCACUCUCGAUUCCGUCCCCACCACCCGGGAAGGACCGAGUCCGCGUCACGCCCCUCAGCCCCCGCCGUUUCCCUUCUCUGUCGCUGCGUCCCGAAUCGAGUUCCCGGAAUCAGACGGUGACCCAUAGAUGGCCAGCUUUCCCCCGAGGGUCAACGAGAAAGAGAUCGUGAGAUCGCGCACUAUAGGGGAACUUCUAGCUCCAGCGGCUCCUUUCGACAAGAAAUGUGGUGGUGAGAACUGGACGGUUGCUUUCGCUCCAGAUGGUUCAUACUUUGCGUGGUCACAAGGGUAUCGUAUAGUGACGCUCGUCCCGUGGUCCCAGUGCCUUAAGAACUUUCUUUUGCAUGGUUCCAAGAAUGUUACCAACUCAAGCGGUCUAAAAUUGGCAAGACAAAAUAGUAAUGGUCAAAAAACUAAGCCCCGUGAACACAUCAUAGACUGUGGCGACAUAGUCUGGAGUCUUGCUUUUGGGUCUUCAGUUCCAGAAAAACAGAGUCGCUGUGUUAAUAUAGAAUGGCAUCGGUUCAGAUUUGGACAGGAUCAGCUACUUCUUGCCACAGGCUUAAACAAUGGUCGCAUCAAAAUCUGGGAUGUAUAUACAGGAAAACUCCUCCUUAAUUUGGUGGACCACAUUGAAGUGGUCAGAGACUUAACAUUUGCUCCAGAUGGGAGCUUAAUCCUUGUGUCAGCUUCAAGAGACAAAACGCUGAGAGUGUGGGACCUGAAAGAUGAUGGAAACAUGAUGAAAGUAUUGCGGGGGCAUCAGAACUGGGUGUACAGUUGUGCAUUCUCUCCUGACUCGUCUAUGCUGUGUUCAGUUGGAGCCAGUAAAGCAGUUCUCCUUUGGAAUAUGGAAAAUUACACCAUGAUAAGGAGACUAGAAGGGCAUCACCAUGAUGUUGUAGCUUGUGACUUUUCUCCUGACGGAGCAUUGUUAGCUACUGCAUCUUACGAUACUCGUGUGUAUGUCUGGGAUCCACACAGUGGAGACAUUCUGAUGGAAUUUGGGCACCUGUUUCCCCCACCCACUCCAAUAUUUGCUGGAGGAGCGAAUGACCGAUGGGUACGAGCUGUGUCUUUCAGUCAUGAUGGACUGCAUGUUGCAAGCCUUGCUGAUGAUAAAAUGGUGAGGUUCUGGAGAAUUGAUGAGGACUGUCCGGUACAAGUUGCACCUUUGAGCAAUGGUCUUUGCUGUGCCUUUUCCACUGAUGGCAGUGUUUUAGCUGCUGGGACACAUGACGGAAGUGUGUAUUUUUGGGCCACUCCAAGGCAAGUCCCUAGCCUUCAACAUUUAUGUCGUAUGUCGAUCCGAAGAGUGAUGCCCACCCAAGAAGUCCAGAAACUGCCCGUUCCUUCCAAAGUUUUGGAGUUUCUCUCCUACCGGGUUUAGAAGGAAGACUGCCUUUCCUGGUAGGCCUGACACAACACCCUUACAAAACACCUCCAGCUCUGCCAACCAGCUCAAGCAUCUGUUCUUGACGGCUCAGAAGAUUUAUUUAACUUGAUCAAUGCUUACACUUCAUUCUGUUAGUUGGACUUUUAAAGCAUUAUUUAUAGACCAUAGGAGAAAUAUUUCUGAACAUAUCAUGUAAUUUUUUAAAAGAUUAACUGUGAAAACAUAUACAUACAUGUAUAUAUUUAGAUAUGAGCUGCUAUGUAUCGAAUGGGCCUUUUUAGUUUUCUAACUCUUAGCUUUGACCUGUAUGUAUAUAUAAUUAUAGCUUCAGUAGAGCCACAGUGUGUAUAUGUGCUGUUUGUUGGAGCAAAUUCAGUGGAAUCCUUGCUCUUUUUUAUUUGAGGGCACUGAGUUUAGAUGAUGCUGAGUUAA
Molecule: messenger RNA, 1990 nt
Organism: Acomys russatus (golden spiny mouse)
Lineage: Eukaryota; Metazoa; Chordata; Mammalia; Rodentia; Muridae
Gene: Wsb1
Product: WD repeat and SOCS box containing 1
Exons: 9
Coding region: 290-1552 (420 amino acids)
Biological process (GO): intracellular signal transduction
Molecular function (GO): protein binding
Source: RefSeq, a predicted model, not a curated record